This is a messenger RNA of Micropterus salmoides (largemouth bass), 7202 nucleotides long. Its product is annotated as adhesion G protein-coupled receptor L3-like. Lineage: Eukaryota; Metazoa; Chordata; Actinopteri; Centrarchiformes; Centrarchidae. Gene Ontology annotation, biological process: brain development; cell surface receptor signaling pathway; adenylate cyclase-activating G protein-coupled receptor signaling pathway. Gene Ontology annotation, cellular component: cell-cell junction; axon; membrane. Gene Ontology annotation, molecular function: carbohydrate binding; G protein-coupled receptor activity. The record is from RefSeq and is a predicted model, not a curated record. The coding region runs from base 798 to 5441 and encodes 1547 amino acids. The transcript is spliced from 25 exons.
GGUUUGUCAUAGUCGCAGAGGGCUCUGUUUUUUGGACCCAAACAACUUAGAUUCCUUUUCUCGCAACCCCACCCCCCCACCCACCCCCUCUUUCAAAUUCUUCUGGAUACUCUUUUUUUUAUUUUUUAUUUUUUGGUGCGUGUUUGUGUGCGUGAGUGGUGUUGGCGUUUCGCCGUUCAGCUUUAUGGGACGUGAUGUAGCCCCCGCACAGGAGGACGCCUUGUGCCAUAAAGGGAUGUAAGGGACAGUACCGUGGAUACAACGCGAGGAACGCCGCGGUUCACCAUCACCAGGACUCGGAUUCUGGACGUGCAGCUGCUUAAACCGAGGCGGUUUUACGAGGAUAUUGAACGGAGCGACAGGAGGCAACUAUUUGGAUUCGUUGUUCGCUCUCCUCGACCCCCUUCAUCAAAGCCCAUUCCUCACACACGGUGCGUAAGGACGGUACCCAAAGCCUGAAAAGACAGUUGAGAGAGAAAUGCUCACUAAUACUUUGAAUGGAAGGACGUGAACCGUACCUCCUCUUCACCAGUCAUUUUCAAAUCCGCGGACGGAACAUGGUUUUAUUAUCUGGAAUGUGAUAUAAAGGAUUUGUGAGGAGCACGCUCAGCCAGAACCACAUUCCUUCUCACUCCAAGAUUUCGGACGGCAUCUGGCGUCAAGAUUUGCGGUCUUCUAAGAAGAGUGGCACAGUGGAGGAAACCGUGCCUUAAAAGAAGCACCCGAUUCAGGCAUUUGCCAGCAAAAGACUGACCUCAACUGGGACCUUCAGCAGCGGGCGGUAAGAGGAGGAGGCCAUGUGGACCGCACGCCUGCUUGUCCUCGCCAGCCUCUUCGCACCAGCCGCUAUGGCCUUCAGUCGAGCACCCAUCCCCAUGGCGGUGGUGAGGAGGGAGCUGUCGUGCGAGAGCUACCCCAUCGAGCUGCGCUGCCCGGGAACAGACGUCAUCAUGAUUGAGAGUGCCAACUAUGGCCGCACUGAUGACAAGAUCUGUGACGCAGACCCAGCUCAGAUGGAGAACACGCGGUGUUACCUGCCAGAUGCGUACAAGAUCAUGUCUCAAAGAUGUAAUAACCGGACCCAGUGUGCUGUUGUGGCUGGACCAGAUGUAUUUCCUGACCCUUGCCCGGGAACCUACAAAUAUCUGGAAGUCCAAUAUGAAUGUGUACCCUACAAAGUGGAACAAAAAGUAUUCCUGUGCCCAGGGCUUCUGCGCAGGGUGUACCAGAGCGAGCACCUCUUUGAAUCGGACCACCAGUCAGGAGCCUGGUGCAAAGACCCUCUCCAAGCCUCCGAUAAGAUUUACUACAUGCCCUGGACACCCUAUCGCACUGACACUUUGACAGAAUAUUCCUCCAAAGAAGACUUCAUCGCCGGAAGGCCAACAACAACCUACAAGCUCCCACAUCGUGUUGAUGGAACAGGCUUUGUGGUCUAUGAUGGGGCGCUCUUCUUCAACAAGGAGCGCACGCGAAACAUUGUCAAGUUUGACCUGCGGACUCGUAUCAAGAGCGGCGAGGCCAUCAUUGCCAACGCCAACUACCAUGACACAUCUCCAUACCGCUGGGGAGGAAAGUCCGACAUUGACUUGGCUGUUGACGAAAAUGGUCUUUGGGUGAUUUACGCUACUGAGCAGAACAACGGGCGGAUUGUCAUCAGCCAGCUCAAUCCCUACACAUUACGUGUUGAGGGGUCCUGGGACACAUCUUAUGACAAGCGCUCAGCAUCCAACGCCUUCAUGAUCUGUGGAAUCCUUUAUGUAGUAAAGACGGUGUAUGAGGACGAUGACAAUGAGGCAACAGGAAACAAGAUUGACUACAUCUAUAACACAGAGCUGAGUAAAGAUGGGUUUCUGGACAUCCCUUUCCCCAACUCCUACCAGUACAUUGCUGCAGUGGAUUACAAUCCCAGGGACAACCUGCUGUACGUUUGGAACAAUUACCAUGUCGUGAAGUACUCUCUGGACUUUGGAGCGCUGGACAACAGGCUCGAAACGUCCUCCUCUGUAAUGGUGUACAUGGACACAACGACCACGACGACAAGGACCACCACUCGACCAACCACCGUUACCAUGACAACCACCACAACCAGGACUACCACUACCAGGGUGCCUGCCACAACAACUGCAUUGGCCCAGUGGCCACGGACCACGUCCACAGUAGUGGCUCCUGCCCAGACGCUGGUGGAGGGCUUGGUCCCAGAAGACAACGACAGGGCACCACCUUCCUCCAAGCUUCCCAACAUCAGGGUGGAGUACUGUAAUCCCCUGGUGAUUAUGGACAUCUCCUGGCCCAAGACCAAGCAGGGUGUGAUGGCAAAAAUGCCAUGUCCACCUGGAACCUCAGGCGUGGCCUCACACAUGUGCAUGGGUCCGGAGGGAUACUGGGACCCACAGGGACCCGACUUUAGCAACUGUACAUCCCCUUGGGUCAACCUCAUCAGCCAGAAGCUAAAAGCUGGAGAGACAGCAGCAGUCAUUGCCAGGGAGUUGGCGGAGCAAACUAAGCGUAAUCUUCAGGCAGGUGACAUCACCUACACAGUGAAGGCCAUGGUUCAGCUGGUGGAUCUCCUUGACGUGCAGCUGAGGAACCUCACACCAGGCGGCAAAGACAGCGCAGCACGGAGCCUCAACAAGCUACAGAAAAGAGAGCGCUCUUGUCGGUUUUAUGUUCAGGCCAUGGUGGAGACGGUCAACAAUUUGCUGCAGCCGCACGCCCAGGCAGCGUGGGGGGAGCUGAGCACAGGCGAGCAGCUGAGGGCUGCCACCAUGCUGCUGGACACGGUGGAGCAAGGGGCCUUUGUCCUGGCCGAUAACCUGCUGAAGACGGACAUCGUGCAAGAGAACACCGACAACAUCCAGCUGGAGGUGGCAAGGAUGAGCACAGAUGGGAAUUUGCCUGAUCUGAAGUUCCCACAAACUGGAGGACAGGGCAACUCCAUCCACCUCUCAGCUAACACGCUAAAGCAGCACGGAAGAAACGGUGAAAUUCGGAUCGCAUUCGUCCUGUACAAACACAUUGGGGUCUACCUUUCAACGGAAAACGCCAGCAUGAAGCUGGGCAAUGAAGCCAUGGCUACCAAUUACUCUGUCAUUGUCAACUCACCAGUUAUCACGGCUGCCAUCAACAAGGACUCUAACAAAGUCUACCUCUCUGACCCUGUCAUUUUUACCAUCAGACAUCUACAGCAAUCUGAGGAGAACUUCAACCCCAACUGUUCAUUCUGGAGUUACUCCAAGAGAAGCAUGACUGGUUACUGGUCGACACAGGACUGCCGCUUGCUAGGCACCAACAGGACGCACACCACAUGCUCCUGUACACAUCUGACCAAUUUUGCAGUCCUCAUGGCCCACGUGGACGUCAAGAACACAGACCCUGUUCACGACAUGCUUCUUGAUGUCAUUACUUGGGUUGGCAUCCUCCUGUCGCUGGUCUGCCUGCUCAUCAGCCUCUUCACCUUCUGCUUCUUCCGCGGCCUCCAGAGUGAUCGCAACACCAUCCAUAAGAACCUCUGCAUCUGCCUGUUCAUUGCAGAGUCCCUGUUCCUGGUGGGGAUCAAUCGAGGGGACCAGCCGAUUGCUUGUGCUGUCUUCGCUGCCCUGCUCCACUUCUUCUUCCUGGCAGCGUUCACGUGGAUGUUCCUGGAGGGCGUGCAGCUCUACAUCAUGUUGGUGGAGGUGUUUGAGAGCGAGCACUCGCGCCGGCGCUACUUCUACCUGGUGGGCUACGGAGUUCCGGCGCUAAUUGUGGCCGUUUCUGCUGCAGUGGACUACCGCAGUUAUGGCACCGACCGAGUUUGCUGGCUUCGCCUGGACACCUACUUCAUUUGGAGUUUCAUAGGACCAGCAACCUUGAUAAUUAUGCUCAACGUGAUCUUCCUGGGCAUUGCUCUCUACAAGAUGUUCCAUCACACAGCCAUCUUGAAACCAGACUCUGGUUGCCUGGACAACAUCAAAUCGUGGGUGAUCGGGGCCAUUGCCUUGCUAUGUCUGCUGGGCCUUACCUGGGCCUUUGGCCUGAUGUAUGUCAACGAGAGCACGGUGGUCAUGGCCUACUUGUUCACCAUCUUCAACUCCCUGCAGGGAAUGUUCAUCUUCAUCUUCCACUGUGUGCUGCAGAAGAAGGUGCGUAAGGAGUAUGGAAAAUGCCUGAGAACUCACUGCUGCAGUGGCAAAAGUGUGGAAAGCUCCGUCGGCUCUGGAAAAGGCACCGCCUCUCGUGCCCCAGGACGUUACUCCACAGGGUCACAGAGCCGCAUCCGUCGAAUGUGGAAUGACACAGUCAGGAAACAGUCCGAGUCCUCUUUUAUGACCGGCGACAUCAACAGCUCUGCGUCACUCAACAGAGGGGCUAUGGCUAACCAUCUUAUACCUAAUGCACUCCUACGUCCUCAUGGCACUAACAAUCCCUAUAAUACAUUGCUUGGGGAAUCGGCAGUCUAUAACAACCCUCUGGGCAUGUACAACACACAAGAGCCCUACAGAGAGACAAAGGGAAUCCUGAACAAUGCCCGGGAUACAAGUGUCAUGGAUACUCUACCACUGAAUGGUAACCAUGGCAACAGCUACAGUAUCGCCAGCGCUGAGUACAUGAGUGACUGUGUCCAGAUCAUUGACCGGGGCUAUAACCACAAGGAGACCACCCUGGAAAAGAAGAUCCUGAAAGAGCUCACCUCCAAUUAUAUCCCCUCCUACCUCAACAAUUCCCACGAGCGCUCAACAGAGCAGAACCGGAACCUAAUGAAUAAGCUGGUCAAUAAUGUUAGCAACGGUGGCAAGGACAGUGGCUAUGGGAUGGGCUUGGGAGUGGGGAUGGGCAUGAAUGUCGCGCUGAGCCUGGAUGACCACUCCACCUUUGGUCUGCACCACGACGAAGGCCUGGGCCUGGAGUUAAUCCGCGAGGAGUCUAACGCCCCGCUGUUGCCUCAAAGACCGCCCCCUUCACUGCAGGCGGUGGACAACCUCCACAAUCACCUCCACCAGUCAGUGCCGCCACCCCUCCCACUUCCCCACCAUCCCUUCUCGUCCGCCACCACUUCCUCCUCGUCUCGAAGGCGGAUCCCCCAGGAGAACAGCGAAAGUUUCUUUCCCUUACUUACUAACGAGCACACCGAGGACGAGAGCUCGUCACCCAGCCACAACCACCAGAGAGACUCCCUCUAUACCAGCAUGCCCAUGUUGUCCGGCCUGCCCGACGUGUCUGCGGAAUCUGCUGAUGGCUCCAAGGAUGGCGGGGAUGCCAAGAGCCCAGAGGCCAGCUCGGAUGACGUUUACUACAAGAGCAUGCCCAACUUGGGCUCACGUAACCACCUCCAUCAGCUGCACUCCUAUUACCAGCUAGGGCGGGGCAGCAGCGAUGGCUUUAUCGUGCCCCCAAACAAAGAGGAUCUAUCUCCAGAAGAGGCCCACCAGGAGCCCUCACACCUGGUCACCAGCCUAUAGGCCCAACACCCUCCUAUGCCUCCAGUGUCCCUCCUUUUACUGUAGUCCUCUUCUCUUCCCUGUGUCCCCUUGUUCCAUCAGUCGUUGGCAGUGGUAGCCUUUGUUCUUAUUCUGUGUCCCGAAGAAUGAGGCGGAGCAAAUAACUGUACUCUCGCUGUUACUCACCACAAACAGGAUAAUAAUUGCUACGUAUGGGGGCUAAUAUGUGACAAUAUUUGGUUAGACAGUGCGGGAAUCUGUUGAUGUUGUGUUUCUCCGCUCAAACCCUGUGUGGUUUGGUGUGUUUUGUCUCAGUGUGAAGAGACAAUUACUCACACAGGAUUUUUAGGUCUCAGAGAUAGAGUCUGACAUUCAAAAGGAACUGCAUAGCCCCAAACUAUACAAGUCUAAACUGUAGACUUCACCAGAAUAAAUGGGAAAUUUAAAAAAGGACUAUUUUAUUAUACUUCUGUAUCUAUAUUGACUUUUUGAAAGAUUUUCUUCCUCUUUGGUGAGUUGCAGCACAUUUUGUUUGCUGAAGUGUCCCUUCAAUGAAAAAAAAGACAAAAAAAACCCAACGCAUUUUGAACAAUUACCAUGAAGGAAUUAUUGAUCGUAUGCUUUCAAGCAUAGCUGUUCUUUUUUCUUUCAUUUUACUGUAAUAACAGUUGUUAAAAGAGGGAGAAAAAAAAACUAAUAAGAGAAUUAUGAGAUAUUUCUAUGUAAUUGUACAGAUAACUAGCAUUGCACAUAAUAGUAUGCUUUUUUUUUUGUUCCAAGCAAACCCUUUGUCUCUGUAAAUGUAGUGGUUAGGAGCAAUUUUGUUCUGUUGUGCUGGCCUUUCUGGGUUUCUGGUACCAGUCUGUUUUUGGUUUCCUCUUUAUCACUUUCCAAGAAAUUACCAUCUAAAUAGAAACAAAAUAACACAAAAAAAUCACAACAAAACACUUACUGUGCAGGCAUUUUUGUGCAACAUAUUCACUUUUGUUUUCAGGUGUGUUUUCUGUUUCCUUUUGAUCUCUCUUCCCAUUUUUUUUUUUUUACUGUGUAGAUAGCAGAGCUCGGGUUCACAGAUUGUCGAGGAGACAGCAUAAGUCCACGUUAAUCAGGAGUUGUCCCUCAGAAAGGUUCAUAGUGCAUUCUGCAUCUCUAUUGGCAUUCAGUAAACGUUUUUGCUUCUCAGAAAGAGAACAAGUUGAACAUCGAUAAGCACUACGAGCUUAUACAAAAAAGAACAAUGGUUGUUUUACUUAUUAAAGAAAGAGCUUUUGAGGGUGAGAAAAACUGGAAGUGUUUUGUUUUUUUUCUUCCUCGAGGAGAAAUUAUAUUUAUUUAUUUGUUUAAAUAAACCGUAAUAAAUUGGAGGAUGGAAGUAAGUUUAGUGGCACAGAUAAGUCUUUAUUAUUGGCUAUGAUUAUGGCUUCUUAUUUAUUCCUUUUGUAAUGGUUUCCAAGUUGAAUGACCUCAUAACUAAUAUUUGUUGUAACAGUGAAACAAAUAAAUUACUGAUUAAGAUUUAUCACUUAGCUAUGGCAAAAGUUCUGGUGUUUUGUCUGGGUCUUGGAACACUUUUAUAUGGGUUAUAGGGAAGGACCUCCAAAUGAUGGAACGAUCAAUGAUUUUUUAAAUUUUUAUUAUCAGUUAAUAUCACUCAUUAGCCCUCUGUCCAUUUUAGUGCCAAAUGAAUUUUGGCCCUGCAACAGUGGAUGUGCUCUGUAUGCUCUGGUCUGCUUUACAAUAGAAGCAGUGAUUUCAUAAGCUGUAAUAAAUAUUUCAAUAUCA